Molecule: messenger RNA, 2311 nt
Organism: Drosophila eugracilis
Lineage: Eukaryota; Metazoa; Arthropoda; Insecta; Diptera; Drosophilidae
Gene: E5
Product: homeotic protein empty spiracles
Exons: 4
Coding region: 595-2175 (526 amino acids)
Biological process (GO): brain development; neuron differentiation; central nervous system development
Molecular function (GO): DNA binding; DNA-binding transcription factor activity, RNA polymerase II-specific
Source: RefSeq, a predicted model, not a curated record
UCAGCGUGAGAGCCACGCAGCGAUUCGCCGACGCCCCCGCUAAAAAGAAAGGAAGAAGAGAGAGAGAGAGAGGGAGAGCGGACGAGAAGAAGAGACGAGUGUGCGAGAAAGAGAGGGCGCGAGCGGUGGAGAGGAGCCAACAAUUAGACGCCUUUAGAACGCUCCAUAAUGCUAAUGGCGUUGACAGUGCUCAUCAUCAUCGCAGCGCGGCCACCGCAAUCGUUUCGUUACCGGGCGCCCGACAACCGUUAGCCGGUUAACGUUUAACUGUUAACUCUUGACUCUCAAGCUAACGAUACCGCCACACUCAAUCGUCAAUCGUCAAUCGCCGCCGCCGCCGUUGACAAUCGUCCAGCGAAGCGGUACGGUCACGCUCCAAUCGCCGCGUUGCCGCCGCCGCUCCAGUUUAUCAAUGUCAUGCCGACGGAUGCCAACCGCUGGAGCAUCGCCGAUACAACGGUUAAAGCUAUAUGGCCAUAUAGCUAUCUGAUCUGAAAAGAAAAACAGUGCGUAGCCUUCGUCAUUAGAUAGUUUGAGUUGGAUAAGUUGGCCCGUGUUUUAUUUAUUAUUUAAAUCGAACUUAAUCCCUACCAAAUGGUCACCUGCGGCCGCCAAACGUUCAACAUGCUGCCCAUGGCGCCGACGAGUCCUUUUGUGAGCAGCAGCUCCUCGAUGGCCGGAUCCUCCACUACCGUUUCCGUCUCCGCCAGCACAGUUGCCUCUGCCGCUGGCAGUAAACCAAAACUGGCCUUCAGUAUCGAUUCGAUUGUGGGCGAAUCCUCGACGAGAUCGGCUCCUUUGAGGGUCAGUGUGAUAUCCUCGCCGCCACCACCGCCGCGCAGCGCAAGUCCCGCAUCGCCGACGAACACCAAUAACAGUGGCCGGCGGACGCCCAGAGGAUAUAUCUACUGCAGGAGGAGGGAUUCCCUGGAUCGAUCUCGAAGUCCGCAAAGAUCACCGGUUAGCCGAACGCCAACACCUCCGAAUGCAGGUGGAAUUCCCCCAACGACGGGGAACACUCCAAAAUCAGGAGAUCUAUCAUCUGUGGGAACGGGAAAUGCCCCAACCCUUAUCCGUCCGAUGCCAUUGCCGGCGCCAAAUCUAGCUUUAAUCCAGAACCGCACCUCACCGAACUCCAUGGCGGUACGCAUGGCAGGUCCACCACACCCGCCGCCGCCUCCGUUCCUGGCUGCCCAGUUCCAAAUGGCUGCUGCACUGGCUCAUCAUCACCAGCAACAACAGCAGCAACAACAGCAACAGCAGCAGCAACUUCCGCCCGUGCCAACUGGACCGCCACAUGGUCCGCAUCCACAUCUGCCGCCUGGUCAAAUUCCAAUGGGAAUCUUUCCGGGUGGACCGCAUCCGGUACAUCCACCGCCCCAUGGACAUCAUCCGUUUGGAAGUGCUCCUCAUCUGAUACGCGAUAGCUAUCCGCUGUAUCCUUGGCUGCUCAGCCGACAUGGGCGCAUCUUUCCACGAUUUCCAGGCAAUUUCCUGUUCCAGCCAUUCCGCAAGCCGAAACGCGUUCGCACCGCCUUCUCGCCGACGCAGUUGCUCAAACUGGAGCACGCCUUCGAGGGGAAUCACUAUGUUGUGGGGGCGGAACGAAAGCAGUUGGCCCAGGGCCUCAGCCUGACCGAAACCCAGGUCAAAGUCUGGUUCCAGAACCGUCGCACCAAGCACAAGCGGAUGCAGCAGGAAGGCGGCGACGGGAGUGACACCAAGAGCAACAAGGGCAGCUCCUCUGGCGGCGGAGGCGGUGGCGAUGGCGAGGAUGAUGCCAAGCACGAUGGAUCGCAGCAUAGCUAUGAAGAUGCAGAGGAUCCAGAGGAUGACGAUGAGAUUGAGGAAGAUGACGAGGACGAGGUGAUCGAUAUGGAUGACUAUGGCAGUGAAAUGGAUGCUGAGGAGCACCAGCGACUGCGGGAGCAGUUCCAGCAGCAGCUGGCCCAGCAUCAGCAGCAGUUCCUUCAGCAGAAUCCCGGUGAAGCGGCCACACUAAGUCCGCAGCAGCAGCACCAGUUGCUGCAGCAGCAUCAGCAACAUCUGCAGCAGCAACAUCAGCAGCAGCAGCAACACUUCAUCCAGCAGCAGCAGCAGCUCUAUUUGCGGGAAAGGGAGAGGGAGAGAGAGCGGGAAAAGUCCCGGGAGAGGGAAAGGGAGCGGGAAAAGUAGUAACUAAUCGCUGCUAGCCAGCUAACUCCGCUAUUUUGUGUUCCUUGAAUUUCUUUGUAAAUUAUUUGUCAACUGUAUAGCUUAAUUUAAAUUGUUUACUACUUAAAAAAUAAAUAACAAAGCCAAUAAAUAAAGU